GGGGGGGGGGAGGCGCGUUUCCCAGCAUGCAUCUCGAUUCAGUGCGGAGGAAAAUGAAUUCGGCCAUAUCGUGCUAAAUCCGGGCUGAGAGAAAACUACCAUCUACGUCGAACUACCAAAAAACACCAUCCAGUGCGAUAAAACCUUAACGCAAGGAAGAUCAGAGCAGUCGAGCAGCCGGAAGCAGUCGAAAGAUGAGCGGAGGGACGCCUUACAUCGGCAGCAAGAUCAGUCUGAUCUCAAAGGCCGAGAUCCGAUAUGAGGGAGUUUUAUACACCAUCGACACUGAGAACAGCACUGUAGCUCUGGCUAAAGUGAAGUCCUUUGGCACUGAGGACCGUCCCACGGACAGACCGAUCCCACCUCGAGAUGAUGUCUUUGAGUACAUCAUAUUCAGAGGAAGUGACAUCAAAGACCUGACGGUGUGCGAGCCGCCCAAACCCACCUGCAACCUUCCUCAGGAUCCCGCCAUCGUGCAGUCCUCUCUGGCAUCCAGCGCCGGCCCCACGGCUCCUUCCUUCCAGUCGUACGCCCCCUUCAGUCGGGCCCCGUACAACCAGUUCAGCUCCAGUCCGCUGGUACCCCAGCCGUUCGGAGCGGCGGUCGCGGGUGGAAGCAGCUCAGGUCCUGCGUUCGGUAGCGAGGCGAGCACUACUGCCCCUCUGUCCCUGAGCUCUGCUCUUCCCCCUCACUCUCGCACGCUGAGUGCUGCCAAGCCCGAAGGUCGUUCCAGCCCAUCUCUGGAGCCCUUGAGGAAGACCCCGACCCUGGAGCACGGGGUCCAGACGGCCCCGGUCCCUCCCCCUGCGGCUGCAACCAGUACAGUGAGUCAGAGGAGCCCCGGAGCGACCCGACCCGCUCUCAGCAGCCAGAAAUCUGCUGAAAACCAGGAACAGAAAGCUACAGCGUCUGAUGUUCAGAAGGUUCCUCGGCAAGAAUCGGACUCAAACAGGCCUGAUAGCAAAGACCCAAACAAACGGCAUUCUGGUGGCGGUGCUCCUCCAGUGAGAAGGGGGCGGGGCAGUGGUGGCGGAGGCGGCGGUCAGCGUGGGCGGGGCAGGUUUAACGGGCGUAGAGAUGGACCAAUGAAAUUUGAGAAAGACUUUGACUUUGAGAGUGCCAACGCCCAGUUCAACAAGGAGGAGAUCGACCGCGAGUUCCAAAACAAACUCAAGAUUAAAGAUGAGAAGAGUGAGAAACCGGAGAAGACUCUGAACGGGGAGGAGAAGACCGAUUCCGGUGUGGAGACCCAGAACAGUGAAGGCAACGCUGAUGAGGAGGAUCCACUGGGACCCAACUGUUACUAUGACAAAACCAAGUCCUUCUUCGACAACAUCUCCUGUGACGACUCCAGAAAGGAGAAAUCAGGAGGUGCUUUUGGAAGGGAGCGGAGGCAGACCUGGGCGGAGGAGAGGAGGAUGAACUCAGAGACGUUCGGUAUUCCUCUGCGUCACAAUCGUGGACGCGGGGGUUUCCGGGGCAGAGGUGGCGGCAUGGGCUUCCGUGGCGGUCGCGGGCGAGCGGCUAGCAGGGGCUCGUUCAUGCCCUCCCGCGGCGGCGGUGGAUUCAGGGGCGGGUUUAGAGGCGGCAGAGGAGGACGAGAGUUCUCUGACUUUGAGUACAGGAAGGAGAAUAAAGUGGCAGCGUAGUCCAACCUGAAGACCAGAUCAUCCCAACAGCCAAGAAUCUCCGAUCAUCACGUCUAGAUUAACGCUUUGGUUUCGACUCCUGACUAACGGGAACUGUCUCUCUCUGUUCAACACCAGCGCAGGCGACGCCUGCCUUCAGCUGGACACACAGCUUUGAGUUUAUUUUCUCCUUUCUUCCUUUUUUAGAAAAAGAAAAAAAAAAACAUUUGCUGUUUUUUGGAACCGUUUGAUCUGCAUUCGAUCCGUUCGGAGGGAAGAUGCCAUCCGUGGAAUGAUGAUGAUUACUAUUAUUAUUUGGUAUUUUUUCAUCAACCUUUAGUUCCUUUCGUAAUAAACAGGAAGGCAGGGGUUAAAGCAAAAAAAAAAUGCUGAGCCUGAACUUUUUUCCGGGGGCAGUGCGGGGGGCAGCACAUGACUGUGGCGACUUUAACAUUUGAAAGGAUACUAUGACAAAGCUAUUGCUUUCCUUAUUCACACUGGGUUUUUUUUUCAUGAAUAUAUGGUUGACCUGAAGAAUGAAAGCUAUAUAAUACACGUUGAAAUCAUGAGCUAUAUCACCGCUUAUCUAAUGACACUAUGGGUUUGACAAUACACUUAACUCACGAGAUGAGACAAAAUACAGAUACUUGGUUCACUAGAACGAGACAAUAUUUUAAAGAAAUUUUCAAUGACAAAA
This is a messenger RNA of Cyprinus carpio (common carp), 2325 nucleotides long. RefSeq names its product protein LSM14 homolog A-like. The record is from RefSeq and is a predicted model, not a curated record. Gene Ontology annotation, molecular function: mRNA binding. Lineage: Eukaryota; Metazoa; Chordata; Actinopteri; Cypriniformes; Cyprinidae. Gene Ontology annotation, cellular component: P-body. Gene Ontology annotation, biological process: cytoplasmic stress granule assembly; P-body assembly.